GACCCGGGCGCGGGGCAGGCGGCGCGGGCUCGGCGGGCGGCGGCGGCGGCGGCGGCACCAUGAGCGGCCGGAAGCGCAGCUUCACCUUCGGGGCCUACGGCGGGGUAGACAAGUCCUUCGCCCCUCGCCGGACUGUGUGGAGGAGUGAUGGGCAGAACCAGCGCUUCCCUCAGGCACUAGACCUAACACGAGUGGACUUAGAUCCCUCCCACACUGCUUCACGCCGCCCUAAGAACACAGAUCUGUUUGAGAUGAUUGAAAAGAUGCAGGGAAGCAGGAUGGAUGAACAGCGAUGCGCCUUCCCACCACCCCUCAAAACGGAGGAGGACUACAUUCCCUACCCGAGCGUCCACGAGGUCCUGGGGCGAGAAGGGCCAUUCCCCCUCAUCCUGCUGCCCCAGUUCGGGGGCUACUGGAUUGAAGGCACCAACCACGAACUCACCAGCAUCCCGGAGACAGAGCCGCUGCAGUCACCCACGGCCAAGGUGAAGCUCGAGUGCAACCCCACAGCCCGCAUCUACCGGAAGCACUUUCUCGGCAAGGAGCAUUUCAAUUACUACUCACUGGACGCUGCCCUGGGCCACCUUGUCUUCUCACUCAAGUAUGAUGUCAUCGGGGACCAGGAGCACCUGCGGCUGCUGCUCAGGACCAAGUGUCGGACAUACCAUGAUGUCAUCCCCAUCUCCUGCCUCACCGAGUUCCCCAACGUGGUCCAGAUGGCAAAGCUGGUGUGUGAAGAUGUGAAUGUGGAUCGAUUCUAUCCUGUGCUCUACCCCAAGGCUUCCCGCCUCAUCGUCACCUUUGAUGAGCAUGUUAUCAGCAAUAACUUCAAGUUUGGAGUCAUUUAUCAGAAGCUUGGGCAGACCUCCGAGGAAGAACUCUUCAGCACCAAUGAGGAGAGCCCCGCCUUCGUGGAGUUCCUCGAAUUUCUUGGCCAGAAGGUCAAACUGCAGGACUUCAAGGGGUUCCGAGGAGGCCUGGACGUGACCCACGGGCAGACGGGGACCGAGUCUGUGUACUGCAACUUCCGCAACAAGGAGAUCAUGUUUCACGUGUCCACCAAGCUGCCCUACACAGAAGGGGACGCCCAGCAGUUGCAGCGGAAGCGGCACAUCGGGAAUGACAUCGUCGCCGUGGUCUUCCAGGACGAGAACACGCCCUUUGUGCCUGACAUGAUCGCGUCCAACUUCCUGCACGCCUAUGUGGUGGUGCAGGCCGAGGGUGGGGGGCCCGACGGCCCCCUCUACAAGGUCUCGGUCACCGCGAGAGACGACGUGCCCUUCUUCGGGCCCCCCCUCCCGGACCCCGCUGUGUUCAGGAAGGGGCCUGAGUUCCAGGAAUUUUUGCUGACAAAGUUGAUCAAUGCUGAAUAUGCUUGCUACAAGGCAGAGAAGUUUGCCAAACUGGAGGAGCGGACACGGGCUGCCCUCCUGGAGACGCUCUACGAGGAACUACACAUCCACAGCCAGUCCAUGAUGGGCCUGGGCGGCGACGAGGACAAGAUGGAGAACGGCGGCGGUGGCGGCGGCUUCUUCGAGUCUUUCAAGCGAGUCAUCCGGAGCCGGAGCCAGUCCAUGGAUGCCAUGGGCCUCAGCAACAAGAAGCCCAACACCGUGUCCACCAGCCACAGCGGGAGCUUCGCACCCAACAACCCUGACCUGGCCAAGGCGGCCGGAAUAUCGCUGAUCGUCCCCGGGAAGAGCCCCACGAGGAAGAAGUCGGGCCCGUUCGGCUCCCGCCGCAGCAGCGCCAUCGGCAUCGAGAACAUCCAGGAAGUGCAGGAGAAAAGGGAGAGCCCCCCAGCUGGCCAGAAGACCCCAGACAGCGGACACGUCUCCCAGGAGCCCAAGUCGGAGACCUCAUCCACUCAGAGCUCCCCAGAGAUGCCCACGACCAAGAACAGAGCGGAGACAGCAGCCCAGAGGGCAGAGGUGCUGAAGGAUUUCUCCCGCUCCUCGUCCAGUGCCAGCAGCUUCGCCAGCGUGGUGGAGGAGACGGAGGGUGUGGACGGGGACGACACAGGCCUGGAGAGUGUCUCGUCCUCGGGGACACCCCACAAGCGAGACUCCUUCAUCUACAGCACCUGGCUGGAGGACAGCGUCAGCACUACGAGUGGGGGCAGCUCCCCAGGCCCCUCGAGGUCACCCCACCCAGACGCCGGCAAGUCGGGGGACCGUGCAUGUCCCGAGAUAAAGAUCCAGCUGGAAGCGUCUGAACAGCAUGUGCCCCAGCUGACGAGGCCACAGAAGCACAAGGGGAAGAUGUGGUGUCCAGUCCGGGCAGAUGGGACCUGUGUGCUGCCCCUGCCUCCCCAGCUCUCCUCUUGGCCCCCGUCUGGGCUGUCUCUGCGGGGCGGAGCCGUCCAGACCAGGGAGCAGGGAAGCUGCGGGCGUCAUCCCUCCUCUCCGGCUGGGGGGCCCGGCUGGGGCAGGGAGUGGUCAGUUGAAGCAGGACUCCAGGCCUGGCUCGCUGCCACCCUGGGCCCUCCUCCUCCCUCACCCGUGGGUGCCCCCCUGGACACAGGCGGGGCAAGAUGGGAAGGGGAGAUUGAGAUACUCAAUGCACACAGAGCCUACUAUGGAGGCGGGAGGGUGUGAGGUGUGGUGGAAUGAGCACUGGGCUGGGAGUCCCGAGUCCUGGCUUCUGAUUUGGGUUCUGCUGUGACUCUGGGCAUGUCACUCUCCCUCUCUGGGUGCCUCUGCUAAUGGACAAGAUUAUUUCAGAGGUCACUGAAGACUGUGAUUUCAUGCUCCUGCCCCAGAAUGGGGGAUUGACCUCCCAGGGGCUUCCCAUCCCCCUACCCUGCUUCUAGGGGUCCCUGCGGCCCCAGGUGGGCUGAGGGGCAGGGAGCUGGCUGUUCCCGUUGCCCUCCUGGACCCUCAAGCUCUACCACAGAUCUGCCUAUGCCCUGCCCACUGCCUCCACGUGACAGACGAGUGACCCCCUCUCGGGGGAAGGCGGACCCACCUGGCUCCUUAGCCAGCACCCAGCUUUACCCCUGCCAUCCCACACUCCCGGGCGCCAGGCCGAGGGGUCUCAGCUGGCCUAGAGUUACAGGCCCCACCUUCGUGCCACCCCCCAUGGAGGGGGCAGCCAGGCCCAGCUGCUGUGAGUCCACAUCCUUGUGUGUGUCUGUCCACACUUUUUAGGCUCUAUGCCAGAGGCCAGCCUUCCGGCCCCAACACCUAUUUUGGAAGCCCCCGUGGCUGUGUGUACGUCGGUAACAGUUGUACAAAAUAAAUUCUAUUUAUCGCUAUUGUA
Messenger RNA from Equus quagga, 3261 nucleotides. RefSeq names its product RAP1 GTPase activating protein (gene RAP1GAP). NCBI's taxonomy places the organism in Eukaryota, Metazoa, Chordata, Mammalia, Perissodactyla, Equidae. Gene Ontology annotation, molecular function: GTPase activator activity. Gene Ontology annotation, cellular component: membrane; cytoplasm. Gene Ontology annotation, biological process: regulation of small GTPase mediated signal transduction; activation of GTPase activity. The record is from RefSeq and is a predicted model, not a curated record.